GUUCGUCUUGAGAUUAAUUCGUCCUAUAAAUAAUUAGCUUUCUCUAUUUAAAUACAUAUUUUAUGUAAACUAUUACUCCCUUAACCUUUGACAAGAAAUCAUCCUUUCGUUAAAUUAACCUUCUCUACCUGUUAAACAAGCAGUAUUUCAUGCCGAUUGGAAGAGUGGGUUUCAUUGGUCAGUUCUCUGUACUGAGUCGAGAUAGUACAGAAGCUAUCUAUUGUGAAGAGCAAAUUAAAUUUAAAUUGGAAUGAAAACUAACGGAGUUUGGCUCAGUGGGGGUGAAAGCUCGAAGUCUCGUUUGCUUCCACAUUCAAAUGGUGUUUAAAGCAAAAGUUCUACAGAAGCUCUAUCCUGCAAUUACCACUCUCCAAAGGGAACAAAACCUAUCAGCCAUCGCAGAGGACCAGGCCACAACAGUUAAUGGGAAAAGAAAAUCCUGUGGAGAAGAUGGUGCAUUUGGAGAGGCUGUGAAGCUACAAAAUGCAGCCAGUCUAUGCCGGCGGAUGUACACAGUCCUACCUCCUCCCCCAGGCUAUAAUGUACAUUCAGAGAAAUAUGUCACACCUCCUCAUCUUGAAAGCAUAGACACUGCAGAGGAUCCUGCUGGCGAAAGUGUCCAUAGGAGCAGUGAAGAGGCAGAUGAAGAAAAAGAGGCAGAAGACCAGAGAAGGAGAAGAAGGAGAAAGAAGAAGAAGCCAGCCCCGCCUCUGGACUCUGGCAAAAAUCUUGCUCUGGUGAGCGACAGGUCAGGUCAGCGGGUGCCAGUGGAUGAGGGAGGUGAGCGUAUCAGCAGGAACAAGAAGAGAAAGCUGAAGAAGAAGAGGCACAAGGACAAGCUGCUGUCCUUGGGUCUGAUGCCCCAAGCUGCUGCACUGGAGUUCACUUACAGUAAAGAUGGAGAGGAAGAAGAUAACAAGAGAAAAGCUGCUGAGCUGUCAGAGUUUCUGAGGACAACACUGGAAAUUUAUAUGUCAGACUCCUCUCCUCAUGUAGUCAAGACUUCUCGUCUCUCUGCUACAGUGGAUGGCCUUUUAAGGAGUCUAGCAAGCGGCUCUAAGCCCAACUCUGUCCUCAGCCAGCUGUACAGUCUUAAAACAUUUAUUCAGCAGAAUGAGGCUGGAAGUCUGGAAAUGGCACUCAUAGAGCUCAACAACAAUACCUAUAUGUCUCCAGAGGAAGCCAGUGCCGUUGUUUCACUGUUCAAAUACUGGAUCACAGAGAUUCUUCCCAUGCAGAGAGACGAGACGACAAGACUUCCUACCACACAGUAAUAAUACCGUCUGUGACAAAAACCAGAGAUUCUACCGAAGGAUAAUUUGGGCUUUUUUGGAAAUGUUUGGCUUUAUAUAGCUAUGGAAAAUGUUUUUUUUUAACAAUUAAAAAGGUUUAACUAUA
Messenger RNA from Girardinichthys multiradiatus, 1398 nucleotides. RefSeq names its product glutamate-rich protein 1. The record is from RefSeq and is a predicted model, not a curated record. The transcript has 6 exons. Lineage: Eukaryota; Metazoa; Chordata; Actinopteri; Cyprinodontiformes; Goodeidae. The coding region runs from base 318 to 1274 and encodes 318 amino acids.